UCUCGAUUUUCCUGUCUCUGUAACCUUGCCGCCUUGGGCUAGUCAAGAUCGCAUCGUUCUUUGUUACACAGGAACUAAAGAUGAACAGAUUGUGAAGCGAAUGGAAAAGACCGUAUUGUGUUUCCGUCUGAGAUGGGACGAAUAUUGUGUUAUGUAUGCUGCAUUUUAUUCAUCUUUCAGUCUGAUAAUGGACUGAAGGUCGAAUCAAGGAUCCAUCCACAUGAGAGAUUUCAAAGACAGACCUGCAGUGCUUUAGAAUUUCAUUGUGCAUCUGGUAAGUGCAUAAGCAGUACAUUACUCUGUGACGGAUUUAAAGAUUGUGAUGAUGGUUCAGAUGAAACAGCUCAUCAGUGCAAUAAAAUAAGGUGUCCCAAGUUUGCCUUUCAGUGCAGCUAUGGGGCUUGUGUUGAUGGUAGUGCCAAAUGUAAUGGUAUAGCAGAUUGUGCUGAUGGGUCUGAUGAAAAACACCCCUCCUGUGAUGUAAAGCCAAGUACCGGCGUUUGCAAGUCUUCAGAGUUCCACUGCAAGUCUGGCAAAUGUAUAGAUAAUACCUUAGUAUGUGAUGGGAUUAAAAAUUGUGAUGAUGGUUCUGAUGAAACAUUUGAGCAGUGUAGCAAAUUCAGGUGUUCACCUCUUACAUUUCGUUGUUCAUACGGUGCGUGUGUCGACCUCGAUUACCGCUGUGAUGGUCAACCCCACUGUGCUGACUCUUCGGAUGAGGCUCCCAUCUUAUGUGGAACAGAAAACAAGCCCACUUGUAAACUUCCAAAUAAACCAGAAAAUGGAAACUACAAAAUCCUUAACUGUAAGGAGACUGACACAUCUCCCUUUUGUCUCCAAGUUCCUGAUACUAUUGCACCUGAAUAUACUAUCCUAGAAUAUCGAUGUGUUGCUGGAUACAACUUGGCAGGCACUGCUUCAAUUCCAUGUAUUGAAGGACAGUGGGCUAAUUCACAUCCUGCAUGUGUUCCAGUAUCAUGUCCACCACUGGAAUCCAACAACCUGAACAUUAAGUGUAACUAUAAAGGCAAUAAUGUUCUAUGUGAAAAGGCUAUGGCCCCAGGAACUGUGGCUUCCUUGGAAUGCAAAGUGUCCUACCAACUAACCUUUGAGCCAGGCUAUACCAAGAUCACGUGCCAGGAGAAUGGAAAGUGGGACAGGCCAUUAUUUACAUGCACUCAAGUGUGUGGAAAGAGAAAUCCUAAAGGAAAACCGUUUGUCUCUAAUGGAGUGCAAGCUAAAGUUGGCGAAUUUCCAUGGCAUGUGGGUAUAUACAGAUAUUCUGCUAAUGGCACUCUUCAGCAAAUAUGUGGUGGUUCACUCAUCAAUCCAAGUACAGUAGUAUCUGCUGCUCAUUGCUUUUGGAGUGAAGCCUAUGGUAAAACAAUGGACAAGGAUAAUUUCAGAAUUGCAGCUGGCAAAUAUUAUAGGGACUGGGAUAUUAAAGAUUCUGAAAUGCAAGAGCGGCAGUUGAGUGAUAUUAUAGUGCAUGAAAAGUACAAAGGACGAAAUCUGCACUUCAGCAGUGAUAUUGCUCUGUUAAAAUUGAAUAUCUCAGUGGAGCUGACCUGGGCAGUUUUACCAGUAUGUGUCGAUUGGAGGAAUGAAUAUGAACGCUUCCAGCUAAGCAAUGGAAACCUUGGAAUAACAGUUGGUUGGGGCUACACACAAAAUAAUGAACCAAGCAAUGAGCUUCUUACUACAAACUUGCCAUUUGUGGAUUUUCAAACUUGCUGGAAAACUAUUCCAGAAACAUUUCAAUCCUAUGUCACUCCAGACAAGUUUUGUGCUGGCUACUUGAACGGUACAAGUGUGUGUCCAGGAGACAGUGGCGGAGGAAUGGCAUUUGCGCAUGACCAGAAGUAUUAUUUGCGUGGACUUGUAAGUGUGGGACUGGAACCAGAAGGUGAUGCAAAAUGUUUUACUGACCAAUACACUGCGUUCACAAAGGUGUCAGAUUUUCUUUCAUGGAUCGAUAGCAAUAUAAGAUGACACUACUGUGCUCUGGUACUAUGUUAUACAGGAAAUAACACAAUGGCUAGAUGAAAUGCCAUCAACACGUCCAUUCCUUCUGCCAGUAUCCAAUUUAUGUGACACAGAAAGGAAGGACCGCUAGUACAACAGUUGCUCUUAAUGGAAGUAAUCUGAUCAAUGUAUGAUGUGAAACUAGUAGAACUAUUAUGAACAGAGGCUGGAUCUGGAGUUGGUGAUAAAAAUAGAAGCUCUGCAUACUGAUUAUAAAUUUACUCAUGGCCAUCUAAAUAAAUCUGCCACAAAGACUUUCUGGCUUAUCAACUAUG
This is a messenger RNA of Zootermopsis nevadensis, 2300 nucleotides long. RefSeq names its product modular serine protease. Gene Ontology annotation, molecular function: protein binding; G protein-coupled receptor activity; serine-type endopeptidase activity. The record is from RefSeq and is a predicted model, not a curated record. Gene Ontology annotation, biological process: proteolysis. NCBI's taxonomy places the organism in Eukaryota, Metazoa, Arthropoda, Insecta, Blattodea, Termopsidae. Gene Ontology annotation, cellular component: membrane.